UUUUGUUCUUUCACGUAUAGUUCUUGACAUAGAAUUAGAGCCGCUACAAGAGAGGAAAGCAAGAAAUGGCUACCUUGGACGAAAGACCCUCUGCCAAGAGGUGGCUUCCUCUUGAAGCUAAUCCUGACGUGAUCAAUCGGUUCCUAUGGGGUCUUGGGCUUCCACCAGACGAAGCUGAAUCCUGCGAUGUUUAUGACUUAGACGAUGACCUUCUUCAAAUGGUUCCAAGCCCUGUUCUUGCCGUCCUUUUCCUUUAUCCACUCACCUCUAAGACCGAAGAAGAGAGUUUGCAACAGGAAAAAAAUAAAAAAGGGAAAAUAGCAAUAAAGUGUAUUUUAUGAAGAAAACUGUGGGUAAUGCUUGUGGUACAAUUGGGCUUCUUCAUGCUCUUGGGAACAUAACUUCUGAGGUCAAGCUUGUUUAGGGGUCAUUCUUUGACAAGUUCUUCAAAACUACUGCAAGCAUGGACCCGAUGCAGGUUAUU
Arachis ipaensis is the source of this 484-nucleotide messenger RNA. NCBI's taxonomy places the organism in Eukaryota, Viridiplantae, Streptophyta, Magnoliopsida, Fabales, Fabaceae. The record is from RefSeq and is a predicted model, not a curated record.